Molecule: messenger RNA, 1713 nt
Organism: Entamoeba dispar SAW760
Lineage: Eukaryota; Evosea; Mastigamoebida; Endamoebidae
Exons: 1
Coding region: 1-1713 (570 amino acids)
Source: RefSeq, a predicted model, not a curated record
AUGAGAAUCGUUCUUCUCAUUUUAAUUGGGAUACUACUACAAUUUGUAACUACAAGUUAUUCACCAAUACUUUUGUCAGGUGAUAAAAUGCAAACAGUUAUUUUAUCACCGCCAUUUCAACAACUAGUUGAAUCUCCUUGCCAUGAAGGAAAACACAAAGGCGUUAUUCAUGUUUUUAAAAAUACUUCAGGAAGAAGAGUUAAAUUGAGAUUAGACUUUUAUAAUAAUCCACCAAACAAAUUAGAAGUUUAUUUAUAUACUCAAAAUAAAUGUGUUAUCAGAACAGUAUCAAAAUCUCAUUUAGCAGAACUCCGUCAUGUGGUCCAACCUCAUCAAACAGUUAGUGUAACAAUUAUCUCAAGAAAUGAAGAAAAGGGGUUGGAUAAUGAUGCAAGAAUUGUUAUGCGUGUUCGUUCAAAUCAAGUAAUUGUAAAAAUGCCACAGAAUAGGGGCAUAACUUGUCCUGACUCUACACCAUUAUUAGGAGAAAGAUAUUAUCAAGGGAAUGGACAAAAAUGGUAUAGGCUAAAAGUAAACAAAGGAGAAGAGAGAAUUAUUACUACAUGUAGUUCAUAUACAAGAAUGCCAGUUAAAAUAGACUUAUUUGACAAUUGUGGAGGCAAACCAAUUAAAUAUGAGACUAUGAAAUGUAAUAAUGAAAAUGGUAGAAUUAUCCGAUUUAAAGGAAAGUAUAAUGGGAAUGUAUUUGUCCAUGUAACGGCAUUGCCAGGAAUAAGAAAGAACAAACAAAUUAGUAGUCAAGUAAUUAGAAGAGGAAAUGGUGGAAAGUAUAUUAGACGAUUUUAUCAAAUGCUUGAUAGAUAUUCCAUAGAGAGUUUUAGUGACAAAAAUCAAAUGUAUAACAAUGAGUGCAAUAAGGCAAGAGUAACAAAUAACAUGUUUUUAUCAGAUAAAAUUAAUUUUAUUAGAACUAAAAAGACAUUAAAUAAGAGUAAUAAACGAUACAAACGAGCAGUGUGGUAUAAAGUAUUUGUACCAAGAAGAGGGACUAUUAGCGUUAAUACUUGUAGCUGGCAAACUACAGGAACAGCUCAUAUUGAAGUAAUGAAAGACUGCAAAGGGGAAAGUAUUUCAGUCGAAAGAGCAAAAUGUCAAAAUGGAAGAAAUGAGAGAAUAACAAUCAGAGGAAAGAACCAGUCAAGAUGGGUUUAUUUAAGGGUUGAAGAGAGUGAUGAGAAAGAUGGAGGAAAUGUAAUAGUACAAAUAAAUAGAAUUGGAGCCAAUAGACAAUUUAGGAGAAGAUUCUUCAUUCUAAGACCAUUCUUCCGUCGAAGACGAUUUACAUUAUCACCAAUUAUAUGGAAGAGAAGAAACCAAAAGAGACAAAUAAAGAAAAACAAAGAAAACAAAAAAAUAAAGAAUGAACUUAUUAAGAAAGAGUUAGACAAAAAGAAGAAACAAUUAGUUAAGGACUUUGAAAAAUCUAUUCAGAAGAAAAACCAAGAAAUAAGAAAUGACACAACAACUGAAAAGAAAGAAUUAAUUAAAAGUAAUGAACAUCUCAAGAAAACACAAACAAAAGAACAUCCAAUACAAGAAAUACAUAAAGAAAAGAUUGAAAUACAUUCGGGCAAUAACAAUAUAAUAAUGAUAUUACUUGGAUUUGUUUUAGUAGUAUUACUUGGAAUUAGCAGUAUUAUCAUAAUAAAAUUAAUGAAGAAGAAAUCAACUAAUCAAGGCAUUCCUUUAUAA